UCUCUGUGAGAGCCCCAUGUAACCCGGGAACCUCACCAAGUAGCUCCAUAAUAGAGGAGCUUCACAUUGUUGAUUCUAUUGAUUCUAUUCACAUUCACGUUCAAUACAGAUUGAUAUCAACGCAUUAACGAACGGGCUCAUUGGUGAGAAGUGUACUACAAUAGCAACACGACACUAUGGCUGCCAAGAAAGAAAAAGCCGCGACCGAUGACGAGCUCAAGAAGAUGUUCGAGGGGCUGGAGGGAGAGGACCUGCCUGCCACCACGACCAAGGCUGAUGCGUCCAAGAUGAAGAAGCCUGCCCGCGCCCAGACCGCUGAGGACAUAGAGGCUGAGCUCGCCGAGCUGGAGAAUCUGGGUAAGCCACAGCCCGAUGCCAGGCCACGAGUCGCAACGCCCGUUGGCAGAACCAGCUCUCCCACCAAGCGCACGUCGGUGGGCAGUCCGCUGCCGCAAACAUCAACACGAUCGAGCGAGGAUAAGAGGAAGUCGGGCGAAAGCGCCAGGUCAUACCACACGAGCUUCACGCCCUCGGCGACAAGCAGCGAGCUCCAGGAGGCCGAGAAGAAGUCACGAAUCGCCGAGCCGGCUGCUGAGCCAGUUGCUGCUAGUGGUGGAUGGUGGGGUGGUAUUCUGGCCACGGCCAGCGCUGCAGUGAAGACGGCCGAGGCGGCAGUGAAGGAGAUCCAGCAGAAUGAGGAGGCUAAGCGCUGGGCCGAGCAGGUCAAGGGCAACGUGGGCGCACUACGAGGACUUGGUGGUGAGCUGAGCUCCCGAGCCCUUCCAACAUUUACCAACAUCCUACACACCAUCGCCCCGCCCAUCUCGUCGCACGAGCGUCUUCAAAUCCACAUCACACACGACUUCAUCGGCUACCCCUCCCUCGACCCCCUCAUCUACAACACCUUCUCGCGCGUCAUGGCACAAGUUGAGGGAGGCGACCUUCUCGUCAUCCAGCGUGGCCACGAGUCCUCCACCCGACGCACCUCCGACGCAGCAUACACAGGUGGUCGCACGGGCUGGUACGAUGGCCCCUGGUGGCGCCAGGGCAAUGAGCACCGCGAUCUCGGUGCUGUCCCUGGGUUGGUUGAGGGCACCAAGCUCGUCCGUGUCAGUGCUGAGGCCUACGCGACCGAGUUCUUUGCCUCGCACGGUGGUCUUGAGUUGGCCGUCCGCCGCGCCACCGAGCAGCUCAGCGAGUCCAACCCCGUCCGCAGCAGCGACAUCUUCCUCGCCGUGCAGGCCAUCUCGCACGAGGCGCAGGAAGAUAUGUUCCAGGGACCUGCAAAGGAUGAGAAGGCUGAUGCCGUCGCCGAGGAGGAGAAGCCGGAUAACUUGAUCUCAUUUGCGGUUUACCUGCACGACCCGGUGCACGGGAUUACGUUUGCUGCUGUGUCGCAGACCGUGCCAGCAAAGUGGAUCGCCUGGCUCGAUGCGCCGUCGCCGAUGACACCUGCAUCGCCGUCUUCGCCGUCUGCAGAGCAGCAGUCCUUCUCGCAGGACAAGUAUAGCCCCCACAUGCCUCGCGAGAUUGCAGAGAUCAUUGAGUCGGGCGGCGUGGAUCCGCGCGAAUGGGUAGCCGAGUGGGUAGAGGAGGUGAUCAGCCUGGCCGUGGGCAUUGUGGCGCAGCGGUACGUGGCUCGCCGGAUGGGGGUUGGUGAGGGUGGCAUUGGGAGGGGAAAGGCGCGAGCAGAGGAGGUGAUGGCGGAUGGAGGGGGUGAGGCGGCUAGGGCGGGCCUGAUUUAAUGAGUCGUGAUUAUGGGGAUUGAGUAUAGGGAUUGACAGGUGGAGGAGAUCUGGGUCGGAGUUUGGGAGGAUGUGCUGGAUGCUUCUGAUGCGUCUGUUGGUUGAGUUCUUGUGAGAUAGUAGGCUGGGUCUGUCGAGUUAUAUAUCACACGGAUUGUUUGCAAGUUGCAAUUUGUUUCUGGUGGUGUGUAUGCAGUGAUAUCAAUACGGCGUGGUCUGUAAAUUGUGUCUUUUGUUCAUUUGUAGUGCUCUGAUGUCUAUUUUGAAGUCUAUUCUCAAGAGCAAUGUUAAUUAAGAGCGUGAGUGUGAAAGGGCUUAUGUUUAUAAAGUAGGUAUCCACGAUCAAUUCUUUGAUAUCGGAAUCUUGCUGGCAUUUUACUUAUAUACGCAGCAUACACUCGAUCAACCCGCGUUGAUGCA
This is a messenger RNA of Pseudogymnoascus verrucosus, 2165 nucleotides long. RefSeq lists its product as uncharacterized. The transcript has 2 exons. The record is from RefSeq and is a predicted model, not a curated record. Lineage: Eukaryota; Fungi; Ascomycota; Leotiomycetes; Thelebolales; Thelebolaceae. Bases 177 to 1745 code for a protein of 522 amino acids.